This is a messenger RNA of Closterium sp. Yama58-4, 900 nucleotides long. The record is from the annotation of a GenBank genome assembly. Lineage: Eukaryota; Viridiplantae; Streptophyta; Zygnematophyceae; Desmidiales; Closteriaceae.
AUGUUCCAAAUUGUUCGCGAGCUGCGCUUGAGCAGCAGUUCACCCCUUCAUUCACCUCCUUCCACCAACGCACCCACCACCACCUUCCACUUGCAACAUCGCUUCCACCUCCCCCUUACGCUAACAUAUUCCCGCUUCCACUUUCCAUCCGCCAUGGCCACCCUCCGCGGUAUCUUCCGUAAGGACUCCUCGUCGCUGGUGCGAACUGCUGCUAUCUUCUCUGCUGGCGCAGCCGUCGCCGCGUCUGCCUUUGCCUUGUCCUCCAGCGGAUCGACUACCUCCUCCCGUCAAGUCACAGGUGCUCUCCCGGCUGCUGUUCCCGCUGAAUCCGCCGUGAGAUCCGUGUCCACCUCAGCAGACGGCGCAUCGUCGACUGCGUCUAAGGAGCACGUGGUGCUGGGUAGCGGCGAGUGCGACUGCGCUGCUCUCUGGGAGUGCCUUCAGACUCCCAACGCGGACUGCACACAGUUGCAGAAGGACCUGCAGGCCUGCCUCGUCGCCAAUAAGCUGAUUGCUCACGCAGCAGCAGCAGCAGCAGCAGCAGCAGCAGCAGCAGCAGCAGCAGCAGCAGCAGCAGCAGCAGCAGCAGCAGCAGCAGCAGCAGCAGCAGCAGCAGCAGCAGCAGCAGCAGCAGCAGCAGCAGCAGCAGCAGCAGCAGCAGCAGCAGCAGCAGCAGCAGCAGCAGCAGCAGCAGCAGCAGCAGCAGCAGCAGCAGCAGCAGCAGCAGCAGCAGCAGCAGCAGCAGCAGCAGCAGCAGCAGCAGCAGCAGCAGCAGCAGCAGCAGCAGCAGCAGCAGCAGCAGGGGCAGCAGCAGCAGCAGCAGCAGCAGCAGCAGCAGCAGGGGCAGCAGCAGCAGCAGCAGCAGCAGCAGCAGCAGCAGCAGGGGCAGCUUACAUGUGA